This is a messenger RNA of Amyelois transitella, 1017 nucleotides long. Its product is annotated as chymotrypsin-2. Gene Ontology annotation, molecular function: serine-type endopeptidase activity. The coding region runs from base 84 to 920 and encodes 278 amino acids. The transcript has 5 exons. Lineage: Eukaryota; Metazoa; Arthropoda; Insecta; Lepidoptera; Pyralidae. The record is from RefSeq and is a predicted model, not a curated record. Gene Ontology annotation, biological process: proteolysis.
GUCUCAACUUAGUUUGAAACAAUAUUAAUUCAAGAAUAUAUAAUUUACAUUAAAAAAAUUAAUUAAAUUUUCAAACAUAAAAGAUGGCAUUAAAAAUCGCUAUGUUUAUCAUUGCCGUGUACACUCACGUAUUAAUGGCAAUCCCAUUGGAGUCAGAGUCCCCAGUGAAAGCUCUUGAUGACCGCAUCGUAGGAGGAGUAGACGCCGAGCACGGGACAGUUCCCCACAUGGUGGCCCUGGUCUUCGGGUCUACGGUCAUCAGCCUGACCUGCGGGGGGUCUAUCGUCAGCCGGCGUCACAUUCUGACCGCCGCACAUUGUUUAGUACCGUUUGUGACGUGGCAAGGAGAACUGUUAGAUACCCUCGCUGCCGUCGUGGGCACCAACAAAUGGAACUCCCGAAGCAACCUGGUUCGAUUCUCGAAGCACAUCAACCACCCCCACUACGACAGCACGUUCAUCAAGAACGACGUGGGAGUUCUGAUCCUGAGGGAAGAUCUGCAGAUCACUAGCGCUGUGAACAUUAUUCCUCUAAAUUUUGAGUGGGUGGAUGGAGGAGUCGACAGUUAUGCUACGGGAUGGGGAACCAUCUGGUUAUGGGGACCAAUACCAGACCGCCUACAAACUCUGAAUGUGAGGACCAUUUCUGCCCAACAAUGCAUUGAUGAAGUCAACGAUGCUUCUCAUGAAAUGGGCUGGUCGCCUCCGGUUCACCCAACGGUGGAAAUCUGCACCUUCCACUCUGCCAAUCACGGCAUGUGUCAUGGUGACUCUGGCAGCGCUCUGGUAGACAAGCAGAGCGGCCAUCAGAUCGGCAUCGUGUCCUGGGGGUUCCCGUGCGCGCGCGGCGCUCCCGACGUGUUCGUGCGCAUCAGCGGCAUCAAGCACUUCCUACUACCAAUCCUACAAGGACAUAUUUAACAAUCUAGUCUCAAAUUAUAUAAAUGUUCGUUAUUCACUUGUUAUAGUGUUAAAAAAGGUUGUGAUAUCAACGGCACUGUGAAAAUAUAUCAAAUAU